CUGAAAGGGCUGACUUUUCUUCUGUUUACUCGCUGCGCGUCUCUCUCCUUCACUUCCUGUUGCGAGGUGCCACCAGAAGACGAGAACAUGUUUCUCCUCGGACUGAUGUUGCCGUGUCUCUUCCCAGGUCUUCUCUCAGCUCGGGUGCUGGUGAAGUCGGGGCAGCCUCUGUCUGUCCGGUGCCACUACGACCCCUCCCUCCGCUCGCUGGUCAAGUUGUGGUGUCGGCAGAUCUCGGCCACCGAGUGCUCCAUCGUGGGCUCCACGGACCCGUCACGCACCCCAGGGCAGGUCUCGGCGUGGGACUACAUGGCCAGCAGCUACGUCAUUUUCACCAUGACGGGCCUGGGACCCGACGACUCAGCCGUCUACUUCUGCGCAGUCCAGAGGCAGGACCGGGAGGUGGUCCUGGUGGGGACGCUGGAGGUGCAGGUGUCUACCGGUAUGAUCUCCAACUCCAUCUCGACGACCAUGACAACAACUGUCAGAAAAACCUCAUCCAGAAGCACAAUCAUGAGCAUUGUGGACAAACAGCAAAUGAAGAAUUACAGACAACUGGAGCCACACGACCAUGAAAUGAACACAUACAGCGAACUGACUUUCAGCUCUCAGCUGAAUGUGUACGUGGAGAUUCUGUUGGUGUUUGUGACGGUGGUUACCAUCGUCAUCUGCGUAAAAGUGAUCGUUAGCUUCAGGAAAGCCAACGCCAUUUACCGGAGCAAAAUCCCCUUGGUGAUGUCCAGGAUGACCCGGCGCAAAGCCACGGAGAACGUAUACGCGCCAUCCCCCCGCCUGGCCACUGGGGGCAGCGACGCUGGACAGAGUCUGAUGAAUCACGCCAGCAGGGUCUGAGCAUGCCCAGAUGGUGCCAGUCUCCCCUGAUGCUCCAAAAGAGUUUCAGAUGCCGUCAUUGGGAUUCCAACAUCACCAUGAUAUUACUGCACAUUUUUUUCUUUCCUCCUCCUAAAAUUGUACAAUAUUUGA
Messenger RNA from Megalops cyprinoides (Indo-Pacific tarpon), 984 nucleotides. Its product is annotated as CMRF35-like molecule 7. The transcript has 6 exons. Gene Ontology annotation, molecular function: signaling receptor activity. The record is from RefSeq and is a predicted model, not a curated record. Lineage: Eukaryota; Metazoa; Chordata; Actinopteri; Elopiformes; Megalopidae. Bases 88 to 852 code for a protein of 254 amino acids. Gene Ontology annotation, cellular component: cell surface.